This is a messenger RNA of Didymosphaeria variabile, 645 nucleotides long. It is a transcript of the gene ERG2, whose product is annotated as C-8 sterol isomerase. The record is from RefSeq and is a predicted model, not a curated record. Lineage: Eukaryota; Fungi; Ascomycota; Dothideomycetes; Pleosporales; Didymosphaeriaceae. The transcript has 2 exons. Gene Ontology annotation, cellular component: endoplasmic reticulum. Gene Ontology annotation, biological process: ergosterol biosynthetic process. Bases 1 to 645 code for a protein of 214 amino acids.
AUGCGCAUCCUCACCUUCCUCGGCGCCAUCGUGGCCGUGAUCUCCUCCCUCAUGUACAUGCUCGACACUCAUCUCGAAAAAUUCUACAUCUUCAACCCGAACCAGCUCCAUGCCCUCUCUCAAUCUGCCAUCGCAGCCCACGGUAACGACACCCGUGCCGUAGUCGAUUACAUCGUCGCGGAACUGUCCAAAACCCACCCCAACCACGUGAACGUGGAAGAAGAAUGGGUCUUCAACAACGCGGGCGGCUGCAUGGGUGCCAUGACUAUCAUUCACGCGUCCAUCACCGAGUACCUCAUCGUUUUUGGGUCGGCCAUCGGGACUGAGGGUCAUACCGGCCGGCAUACGGCGGAUGACUACUUCAUGAUUCUAAAAGGGGAGGAAUUAGCGUGGAAGGCAGGGACGUUCGAGGCAGAGAGAUAUCCGCAGGGUGCGAUGCAUCUGAUGAAGAGGGGUGAGGUCAAACAGUAUGCGAUGAAGGAGGCGUGCUUUGCACUGGAGUAUGCGAGGGGUUGGAUUCCGCCCAUGUUGUUCUUUGGGUUCGCAGACACGUUCUCAAGUACACUGGACUUCUACACGUUAUGGAGGACAACGCUCGUCACGGGUCGGGAGAUGUUGACCAACUUAGCGAAAAUGAAGCUGUAA